Brugia malayi is the source of this 1245-nucleotide messenger RNA. RefSeq lists its product as uncharacterized. Gene Ontology annotation, biological process: cell differentiation; SMAD protein signal transduction; anatomical structure morphogenesis. Gene Ontology annotation, cellular component: heteromeric SMAD protein complex. Bases 1 to 1245 code for a protein of 414 amino acids. Lineage: Eukaryota; Metazoa; Nematoda; Chromadorea; Rhabditida; Onchocercidae. Gene Ontology annotation, molecular function: DNA-binding transcription factor activity, RNA polymerase II-specific; I-SMAD binding; RNA polymerase II cis-regulatory region sequence-specific DNA binding. The transcript is spliced from 8 exons. The record is from RefSeq and is a predicted model, not a curated record.
AUGAAGUUUGAGAAUUUGCUCGGUCAGCGGGGUACUGCUGUGGCGAAAUGUCUGGGGUGGAAGCAAGGUGAUGAAGAGGAAAGCUGGUCUAAGAAAGCUAUCGAUAGUUUGAUGAAGAAGCUACAAAAACAUAACAAGGAAGCAUUGGCAAGUUUGGAAAUGGCGUUGCAGUGUCAAGGACGUCAACGAACAGACUGCGUUACUAUACCACGUUCACUUGACGGCAGGUUACAGAUAUCGCAUCGGAAAGCGUUGCCACAUGUAAUUUACUGUCGUGUUUAUCGUUGGCCAGAUUUGCAGUCGCAUCAUGAACUGAAAGCAAUCGAUGACUGUCGCUAUUGUUAUGAAUCAGGUCAAAAAGAUGUUUGUAUCAAUCCAUAUCACUACGAAAGAGUGGAAAGUGCUGGUAUCUUACCUCCGGUUCUGGUACCCCGGUAUACUGAACCACCGCCACAUAUUAUACCACGACUAUUACGUAUUUCUAGAUUACAAACGAGUCCAUCGGCUUCAUCGAUGCCAUGCAAUAUUGACUUCAGUCAUUACAGUGAUGCAGUGAUGAUGUCAAAACGUGACGACGAGAUGGAUGCAAGUGUAAUCAUCCCGAACGGUGUUACCACGAUAGAGAUACCAUAUGAGGAAGGGAAGUUCUGGGCUACAAUCAGCUAUUUUGAACUUAAUACUCGUGUCGGUGAACAAUAUAAAGUUUCAUCCCCAACCGUUGAAAUUGAUGGUUUUACGGACCCAACCUCAAAUCCUGGUAAGAUAUGUCUUGGUCUUUUGUCUAACGUGAACAGAAAUCAACAAAUCGAGUCGACUAGACGACGUAUUGGAAGAGGAGUAAAACUUACUUAUGUUCCAAAUCAAGGAACACUUUUUGCCGAAUGCCAAAGUGAAAGUGCUAUAUUCAUUCAAUCUCGUAACUGCAAUUAUUUUCAUAGUUUUCAUCCGACAACAGUGUGCAAAAUAACAAAUGGAAUUUCUUUGAAAAUUUUCGACAUGUCAAAAUUUAGAGAGCUGUUAGCUGAAUCGACACGUUGCUGCUCAUUUGAUGCAAUCUAUGAGCUAACCAAUAUGACAAUCAUACGUAUGUCGUUUGUGAAGGGUUGGGGUGCGGAAUAUCAGAGACAGGAUGUGACAUCUACGCCUUGUUGGGUUGAAAUACAUCUGCACGCUCCACUACAGUGGCUGGAUAAAGUUCUUUCUCAAAUGGGUCCUCCGCCUAAUCCAAUUUCUUCAAUAUCUUGA